Pseudophryne corroboree (corroboree frog) is the source of this 3042-nucleotide messenger RNA. RefSeq names its product nuclear cap binding protein subunit 1 (gene NCBP1). The transcript has 23 exons. NCBI's taxonomy places the organism in Eukaryota, Metazoa, Chordata, Amphibia, Anura, Myobatrachidae. The record is from RefSeq and is a predicted model, not a curated record. Gene Ontology annotation, biological process: mRNA export from nucleus; regulation of mRNA processing; nuclear-transcribed mRNA catabolic process, nonsense-mediated decay. Gene Ontology annotation, cellular component: nucleus; nuclear cap binding complex. The coding region runs from base 136 to 2505 and encodes 789 amino acids. Gene Ontology annotation, molecular function: RNA cap binding; mRNA binding; protein binding.
CGCUGGUUCCGGCAGAGUAAAUUCCAGAAGCCAGUGCGGGCUGUUCGCGGAACGAGCCGCUGAAAAGCCAGGUUCUCACCACCCGAUUUCCGUUCUUGUCUCUCCGCCGAGCAAGGCCCCCGCACCGCAGCAGCCAUGUCCCGAAGAAGGCACAGCUACAAGAGUGACGGAGGGCAGCCUCACAAGAGGCAAAAGACUUCAGAAUCCGUUGUUAUAGAGAACCGGUUAGAGUCAUUGAUAUGUCUGGUUGGACAGAAGAAUACUUUUUCAGUUGAGAGCAAUUUAGAAGGAUUGGCUGGUGUUUUGGAAGCUGAUUUGCCAAACUACCAAAGCAAGAUCUUGAAAAUUUUCUGUGCAGUUGCUCGGUGUUUGCCGGAGAAAAUGACUGUCUACACUACAUUGGUGGGACUACUGAAUGCCAGGAACUACAAUUUUGGAGGAGAAUUUGUAGAAGCUAUGAUUCGUCAACUCAAAGAAGCAAUAAAAUCUAAUUCAUACACAGAGGCUACAUACAUUGUCCGCUUUCUAUCUGAUAUUGUGAAUUGCCAUGUUAUCGCAGCCCCCUCCUUGGUAGCCAUGUUUGAAAGUUUUGUUGCCGUCACUCAAGAAGAAAAUGUUCCCCAGGUUCGUGCCGAUUGGUACGUGUUCGCUGUCCUUUCCUCCCUGCCAUGGGUUGGAAAAGAACUGUAUGAGAAGAAGGAUGUUGAGAUGGAUCGUAUUUUUUCACAAAUCGAAAGUUACCUCAAGAAACGUCAAAAGAUCCAUUUGUCAAUGUUGCAAGUAUGGUCAGCAGACAAGCCUCACCCACAAGAAGAGUACCUUGAUUGCCUGUGGGCACAGAUUCAAAAGAUGAAAAAGGAUCAUUGGCAGGAAAGGCAUAUAUUGCGCCCAUAUCUUGCCUUUGACAGCAUAUUAUGUGAAGCCCUGCAGCACAAUCUACCACCUUUCACACCACCACCUCACACAGGUGAUUCGAUCUACCCCAUGCCAAGAGUCAUUUUCAGGAUGUUUGACUACACAGACGCACCAGAGGGUCCAGUAAUGCCUGGAACUCAUUCUGCAGAGCGAUUUGUCAUAGAGGAAAAUCUCCACUGUAUUAUUAAGUCACAUUGGCGUGAGAGAAAAACAUGUGCGGCACAGCUACUUAGCUACGCUGGAAAAAAUAAGAUUCCAUUAAACUACCACAUUGUUGAGAUCAUCUUUGGUGAAUUGUUUCAGCUUCCUGUACCACCACAUCCAGAGGUCAUGUACACAUCACUAUUAAUUGAACUUUGCAAGCUACAACCAGGAUCUUUACCACAAGUGCUUGCCCAAGCCACUGAGAUGCUUUAUACUCGCUUAGACACCAUGAACACAACUUGCAUUGACAGGUUCAUAAACUGGUUUUCUCACCACCUGAGUAACUUCAGAUUCCGAUGGAAUUGGGAAGAUUGGGCAGAUUGUCUUUCACAAGAUCUAGACCGACCUAAGCCCCAGUUUGUUCGAGAAGUUUUAGAAAAGUGCAUGAGACUUUCUUACCAUCAGCGCAUAUUGGAUAUUGUGCCUUCAUCCUUUUCUGCAUUGUACCCAGCAAAUCCGAAAUGCAUUUACAAGUAUGGGGAUGAGAGUAGCAGUACUCUAAUUGGCUAUGCUCCUGCUACUACUUUGACCAGCGUCAUCAAAAACAGGGCCAUCAAUGAAGAUAUCUUUAAUAUUUUAAAAGACGUACCAAAUCCUAAUCAAGAUGAUGAUGAUGAAGGAAUUGGCUUCAAUCCACUGAAGAUUGAUGUUUUUUUACAGUCCCUGUUAAAUUUGGCUUCUAAAUCAUUUAGCCAUUCAUUUAGUGCGCUUGCGAAGUUUCAUGAAGUCUUGAAAUCACUGUCUGAUAGUGAAGAAGGAAAGUUGCAUAUUCUAAGAGUUGUUUACGAAGUCUGGAAAAAUCAUCCCCAGAUGAUUGCAGUGCUGGUGGAUAAGAUGAUACGAACACAAAUUGUUGAUUGUGCUGCUGUAGCCAACUGGAUUUUCUCUCCUGAGUUAUCACACGACUUCACUAGGUUAUACAUUUGGGAAAUUUUGCAUUCCACCAUUAGAAAAAUGAACAAACAUGUACAGAAAGUACAGAAAGAAUUGGAGGACAGUAAACAACGGCUUGCCAGGCAUAACAAACGUAGAGAUGAAGAUGACGAUGAUGACAGUGGGAGGGAGGACGGGCCUUUGGAGGAACAGAUUGAACGUUUACAAGAGAAACUGGAGUCUGCACAAAGUGAACAAAAGAAUCUCUUCCUUGUUAUUUUCCAGCGCUUCAUUAUGAUCCUCACAGAGCACUUAGUGCGCUGUGAAACAGGAGGUAUUGAUGUGAUAACUCCGUGGUAUAAGAACUGCGUAGAGCGACUUCAGCAAAUCUUUUUACAGCAUCAUCAGAUAAUCCACCAGUACAUGGUGACCUUGGAGAACCUCUUGUUCACAGCAGAACUUGACCAUCACAUCCUGACUGUCUUCCAGCAGUUCUGUGCACUGCAGGCUUGAUAACAGCACUGGAGGUUCUUCUCCGCACCUUACUGCAUUACAGUGCUGGAGACUUGUGGGGGAAAGUAAAUUUUUAUAUCAACAGUAACACAUUUUAAAUGUGAUUAUAAUAGAUUAAAGCAGACUUUUACUAUUUAAAAUAGGUGGCUUCAGAUUGGAAGUGAACUAUGAACUCUAGUAUGACAAACAUUUUUGUUUUGUAUUAGCCAUGAUGCUUUAGCAUUGAGAUGCCCUUCCCCUCCCAACACAUUUUUUUUUUUUUUUUCCCCUUCUGUAGUCCUAACUUGUAAUAUUUUAAUAUAUUGCUUGGUUUCUUUGUGAAGUGAGGAUUCAGUUAUGUAAAGAGGCUAUAACUGCCUGUGUCCUUAUUUUCUGUUCCCCUCUUCCCUCCCACCCCUUUCCCUGGGAGAAAAUAUCCAACUUGACAAACAUUGAGUUUGCUUGCAAUUUUGUUGUUCACCCCUCCUUUGACGUGUCUUGUCUUGUUUUUGAAUAUGUCCUUAAUUCAAAUACAAAAUAUACUUUUUGAUCUUAAAA